Molecule: messenger RNA, 1531 nt
Organism: Chaetomium fimeti
Lineage: Eukaryota; Fungi; Ascomycota; Sordariomycetes; Sordariales; Chaetomiaceae
Product: voltage-dependent anion channel-domain-containing protein
Exons: 1
Coding region: 1-1515 (504 amino acids)
Biological process (GO): malate transmembrane transport
Cellular component (GO): membrane
Molecular function (GO): malate transmembrane transporter activity
Source: RefSeq, a predicted model, not a curated record
AUGUCAGCACCGCUGCCGGACGGCCCUGUGUACUCCCGCCCAGAGUCCAAUCCUUUCGCCGAUCAGCAAAGUCACCCGCGUCCAGAGCUACCCGGCUCCCUACACAACCACCCACCGCGCCCUGGAGACGGGGAACGCGGAUUCCUACCUCGCCAGUCGUCGUAUGUGGACACACCAAGCUCCUCCGGCAGAUCGUCGACCGAGUACAACGAGAGCCACCUCGAUGACAUCGAGAAGAGCCUCCCCAUCCAUACUGUCCCCUCGCUCAGGCUUCAGAUCUUGCGGUCCAUCACACGAAACCACCAUGGCGACCGCGACAAGACCUCGGAACCGCGGUGUAUGGAGGUGAAGUCAGCCGGCGCCGACGAAGCGAGCUCCGAGGCACCCCGGCCCAAGCUGGGCAUCCGCCAGCGCCUCGCCCACUUCACCUGGGCAUGGUACACGCUGACCAUGUCGACGGGCGGCGUGGCGCUGCUCCUCCGCUCGCAGCCGCACCAGUUCCCGGGCCUGUUCCAGAUCGGCCUGGUCGUCUUCAUCAUCAACAUCCUGCUCUUCGUGCUGGUCACCUCGGCGCUGCUCGCCCGCUUCUGUCUGUUCCCCGGCACCUUCGUGCGGUCCGUCACGCACCCGCGCGAGGGCUUCUUCUUCCCGGCCUUCUUUCUGUCGAUCGCCACGCUCAUCACCUGCACGCAGCGGUACUGCGUGCCCGACGACCCCGAGGCCGCGCGGGCGACGGCCGGGACGCUCAUGUGGGCGAUCCAGAUCGCCUUCUGGGCCUACGUGGUGCUGACGACCAGCGUGGCGGUCGGGCAGUACUCGUACGUCUUCUCGGCGCACAGCCUCGGCCUGCAGACCAUGAUGCCGACGUGGAUCCUGCCCAUCUUCCCCAUCAUGCUGUCCGGCACCAUCGCGUCCGUCAUCUCCGAGACGCAGCCCGAGUCCUCCGGGGUCGCCAUCCUCGUGGCGGGGCUGACGUGCCAGGGGCUGGGCAUCGCCGUCGCGGUGCUCAUGUACUCGCACAUGGUCGGGCGGCUGAUGCAGUCGGGCCUCCCGAACCGCGAGCACCGGACGGGCCUGUUCAUGUGCGUGGGCCCGCCGGCCUUCACCGCGCUCGCCUUCCUCGGCAUGGCGAGGGCGCUGCCCGAAGGGUUCGACCACGACAUGGACGGGCUGGCCGACGCGGCCACCAUCGAGACCAUGGGCCUGAUCGGGGCCGGGUUCCUGUGGGCGCUGAGCUUCUGGUGGUUCGGCAUCGCGCUGCUGGCCGUCGUCCAGAGCCCGCCCCGCUACUUCCACCUCGGCUGGUGGGCGGCCGUGUUCCCCAACACGGGCUUCACCCUCGCCACCAUCUCGCUGGGCACGGCCUUCCAGAGCGAGCCGAUCCUGUGGUUCGCCACCGCCAUGUCCAUCGUGCUCGUGCUGACGUACCUGUUUGUGCUGUGCCACCACGUCCGUGCUGUCGUCGUGCAGGACAUUAUGUAUCCGGGCAAGGACGAGGAUGUGGAGGAUCAUUAAUCGGCGAGGGGGGGGC